AUGGCGCAGAAGCUUGAGAUCAAGGGCAAGGGCGCCAUCGUCACGGGCGCCGGGUCCGGCAUCAACCUGGCUUUUGCAAAGGCGCUCUACACGGCCGGCUGCAGCGUGCUGAUGAUGGACGUUGCGCUGCACCCGACGGCCAAGGACUGGCUGGCGACGCUGCCAGCACACGCCGCCGCUGGCCAGCCAAAGGUGCAUUUCUUCGAGGCCGACGUGGCCAACUGGGACAGGAUCGAAGAGUCCUUUGUGGUGUUCGACCGCGAAAUCGGCGGCAUCCCCUACAUUGUGUGCCCAGGCGCCGGCAUCUACGAGCCAUCGCACAAUGGCUUCUGGAGCAACACCGACACGGACGGCCACUACCGCCUGCUCGACAUCAACCUGCUCUCGCCCAUCAAGUUCACGCGCUUGGCCAUCACCAAAAUGCUGGCGGCCGGCCAGCCGGGCAUCGUGCUGCACGUGUCCAGCACCGGCGCCCAAAAGGCCAGCAUCAUCACGCCCCUCUACCAGCUGGCCAAGAACGGCAUCAGCUCCUUUGUGCGCUGCAUGGCCGAGCUGCACGGCUACAGCGGCAUCCGCGUCGUCGGCGUCGCCCCGGGCGUCGUCAAGUCCCCCCUGUUCACGGACCACCCAGACGUCCUGCGCUACCUCGACCCCGUCAAGGACCAUCCGCUCGAGCCCGACGCCGUCGCCCGCGGCAUGCUGGCCGUCGCCACGGAUCUCCGGUACCCGCCCGGCACCGUCCUCGAGAUCGCCGACAAGGACGACAACUGGCGCGAGGUGCACAUCCUCCACGACCCCGGCCCGACCGGUGCCGCCUCGUGGUCCAGCCACAAGAACCUCGCGCUCGAGGACGUAAAGGCGGUGAUCGACGGCGAAAAGGGGCCCAAGUAG
Messenger RNA from Sporothrix brasiliensis 5110, 891 nucleotides. RefSeq lists its product as uncharacterized. Bases 1 to 891 code for a protein of 296 amino acids. The record is from RefSeq and is a predicted model, not a curated record. The transcript is spliced from 2 exons. Gene Ontology annotation, cellular component: cytoplasm. Gene Ontology annotation, molecular function: oxidoreductase activity, acting on the CH-OH group of donors, NAD or NADP as acceptor. Lineage: Eukaryota; Fungi; Ascomycota; Sordariomycetes; Ophiostomatales; Ophiostomataceae.